AUGCCACAAAUGAAUCAACCAGUAAUGCCGAAUAUACAACAACCUGCACUCCCACAAAUACUUCAACCUACUUUACCAACUAUGCCGACAAUACCACAGAACAAUAAUAUGCCAGCUAUCCCUCAACCAAUGAAACCUAUCAUCCCUACACAACAAAACAUUCCUCAACCAGUCUUACCAACAUUACCAGUUAUGCCUCAACAACAAGUCGCUCCACAAAUCCCGCAACCAGUGCUACCACAAAUGCCAGUAGCUGCUCCGGAGACUAAACCAGUGAUGCCAACUAUGCCAACGCUCCCUAGUUUCUCUCCUGCUACAACAAAUGUUGCGGCAGCUUCAGACGCUGUUGACGAGGCUGUGUGCAAAGAGUUAAAGAAUGUGUUUGGCGAAGUGAUGAGCACUAUUGAGACCAAAUCGAAGGGUACACAAUACGAGAGAGUCACCACUGUUGCGUUAAAGAGAGGCGCUGCGUUUGAAAACAGCAUUAACAAAGUGCCAGCUGAUAUUGCCAAUCAUCUCAUCGAAUUGUUCAGAGAUUUGUUGGCAGGAAAGUAUCCAGAAGUGGACGCCGCAUUCAAGAAGUUGCUCGUGAAUAAGAGAAUCAACCAAUUCAUCCCAAGCUCAAGCGUGGUGUCUGUUAAGUACAUUAUUGAUGCCGCUAAACAGCUUAAGUAA
Messenger RNA from Entamoeba histolytica HM-1:IMSS, 675 nucleotides. RefSeq lists its product as uncharacterized. The coding region runs from base 1 to 675 and encodes 224 amino acids. The transcript has a single exon. NCBI's taxonomy places the organism in Eukaryota, Evosea, Mastigamoebida, Endamoebidae. The record is from RefSeq and is a predicted model, not a curated record.